CUUGUUGCCUUGCUUAUAGGAUAACGGCUCACAUUUUGUACUAGAAAGAAAACUUAACGCAAGCUAAGAGAAGCGUGGAACGUUUCAUUUUAGACGCGACGCUCGCUAUGUGGAAACUUUGAAGGGGUUGCCCUCAUGAAAUAUGGCGGUAGUGUGCAUGUAGGGUUACAGGAGAGUGCGGUGUAGACCUAUCAGGGGGGUAGAUUGACGAGGAAGACGGCUGGUAUCAGUGUUGGUUUGCCUGUUCCUGAGAGAAAAUGAGUAGCGGCUCGGCGGUAGUUAAUCGCCUCAGGAAAUACAAGGAGCUGCCGGUGUAUGUGGUGGAGGAUCACCAUGAUGUACUGCCUUUUAUCUAUCGGGCUAUUGGAUCUAGACACCUCCCUGCCAAGAACAUCAGCUUUAUUCACUUUGAUUCUCAUCCAGAUCUUCUGAUACCAGUGAAUAUGCCUGCAGAUACUGUGUUUGACAAAGAAGCAUUGUUUAGCGAAUUAAGUAUUGAGAACUGGAUCAUGCCUGUGGUGUAUGCGGGUCACUUCUCUCAAGUUGUAUGGAUCCAUCCUUCAUGGGCUCAGCAAAUAAAAGAAGGAAAGCAUGACUUCCUGGUUGGCAAGGACAAGUCUACAACCACAAUUAGGGUCACCAGCACAGAUGAUUACUUUCUAAGUGAUGGUCUUUACGUUCCUGAAGAACAGCUUGAAAACCCCAAGCCUCUUCACUUGGAUGUCAUCUUGUUGAACCCUGUGAAGGAACCAAACUGUGAAGAUGCAGAAAAAGGUGAAUCUGCUGCUAAAAAACUAAAGCUUGCGGAAAAUGAUGAAUCAGCAGGUGGUCCUGCCUAUGCAUUUCAAUGUGCUUCUUCGCAGGGAGCCUCCUUUGCUUUGUGUGAUGGAGCAGAAGGCUGUUUGAGAAAGGGCUCUUCCUCUGACAGUAUGGAAACAAGUGGCGAUAUCAACACCAUAUCUUCACAUAAUGCCAAACUUGCAAGAAGUAUUAUGGAAAUUCUGGAGAAAGAAGAUGCUUAUGCCCUGGAUAUAGAUUUAGAUUUCUUUUCCGUCAAGAAUCCUUUUAAGGAAAUGUAUACUCAGGAUGAGUACAACAUCUUGCAGGAACUGUACAGCUUUAAAAAGCCAAGUUCUGAUUCAGUAGAGGAUGCUUUAGUUGAUUGCGUAGAAAACCGUGUACGCCAGCUUGAAGACCUUGAAGCUGCCUUUGCAGAGCUGUGUGAAGAUGAUAGCGAGGAGACUGUGCAAAGAUGGGCCUCCAAUCCUGGAAUGAGCAGUCUAGUUCUGCUUGUACAGAGCUUGAAAUCCAGAAUGGAAUCGCCAGACUAUGAAAUGAUCCAUCAGGCUGGUCUUACUUGUGAUUACUCUGAGCUUCCACACCACGUCAGUUCAGAAAUUGAGAUUGAGGGCCUCAUGCAGUCCAUGAAACAUUUACUGAAACAUUUGCCAAAACCUACGCUUGUCACAUUAGCCAGAUCCAGUUUAGAUGAUUACUGCCCAUCCGAUCAAGUUGAUUUCAUUCAAGAAAAAGUUCUGGAUGUCCUCCGCUCAUUGUAUGGCACACUGGAUGUUCAUUUAGAAUUUUCCCCUGGAUCAUCUUCUAUCUGAAGUCACAUUGUUACAUUUAGGAAUAUCAUUUUUAUUUAAUUGGUGAUUUGAAUUUUCUUUCAGCACAUUAUAUGUAAUAUAUAUAAGAAAAAAGACUGCGCUGUAUAUAAAACUAUGGCUGCAACUCAAAGUGAAAUACACAUAAAGAUAGGUUAGAUAAGAAGCUGUGCUCUCAGAUUGACAUAUUGUCCAAUGUAAAUGCAAACAAAUUUAAAAAAAUUAAAAAUGAUAAGUCCCAAUGAGUGAGACAUGUGACAUAUAUAAAGUCCUCCAAUGCACAGUGAAAUCUUGGCAAUUCCUCCAAUGAGAACAUUUUGUGAAAAGACAAACCUCAAAAGUUCAUGAAAAUCCUGUGA
This is a messenger RNA of Rana temporaria (common frog), 1966 nucleotides long. RefSeq names its product chromosome 5 C5orf22 homolog (gene C5H5orf22). The record is from RefSeq and is a predicted model, not a curated record. The coding region runs from base 258 to 1610 and encodes 450 amino acids. NCBI's taxonomy places the organism in Eukaryota, Metazoa, Chordata, Amphibia, Anura, Ranidae. The transcript has 9 exons.